CAUGUUAAUGCCACCUUGCUGUUGACAUGUUAGCGGUAUUUUAUUAGCUCAUAAUAUUCAGGUAACCAGUAAGCUGUAUUGUAGAACACAGAACAUUGCAAAACACCAACACACCAGUGGGAUUUUAUUUUUUAUUGUGUUCGAUGUUGUGACAGGAAAGAAAAAACAUGGCAGAGAGACCUGAAGACCUGAAUCUUCCCAACGCUGUCAUUACGCGGAUCAUCAAGGAGGCGCUGCCAGAGGGAGUGAAUGUAUCCAAAGAAGCAAGGAGGGCCAUAUCUCAGGCUGCCAGCGUGUUCGUCCUAUACGCUACAUCAUGUGCAAACAACUUUGCCAUGAAGGCCAAGAGGAAGACGCUGAAUGCAGGGGAUGUGUUGGCAGCCAUGGAGGAGAUGGAGUUCGAGCGCUUCCUGCAGCCGCUGAGAGAGGCCUUGGAGGCUUACAAGAAGGGGCAGAAGGGAAAGAAGGAGGCGUCUGAGCAGAAACGCAAAGACAAAGAAAAGAAAACAGAUGCAGAAGAGAAUGAAGAGGAAGAGGAGGAGCGCAUGGAGGAAGAGCAGGAAGGAGAGAACGAGGCAGAGGAGGAGGAGGGAGAAAACCAAGCGCUGGUGUGCCGCUCCUCAGGAAAUUGAACUUCUUUCCCAAAAGUGCACUGACAGCCAAUCCAGGUCCAGGAGAGAUGUGCAUUAAGGGCUCACGUCAAUCAAACUGAUCAAAAUGUCAAUCAAACUUACUGGAUUUGGCUGCCUGUAAGAAAGCACUAGUUGUGCACUUGUUCUUAAUGACAGAAUUAACCCAGUGAGGUUUUCGUCUCUUAAGAUUUUUUUAAAUAUUAUUGGUACAUGGAGAUUGUGUAUCAGUAUAAUAAUGAUCAAAGAUAAUGCAAUGUUUUCGGGAACAAAACUACAGUACCACAGUGUUUUAUUGACUCAACCCCAGCCUCCAAGCCCUUUUAUGAACAAUUUUUGUGUGGUUCUUUUUAUGCUAUGAAUACCUAGUGACAUACUGAAGCUACUGAAAUAAUAAUUUGUGUUUCCAAUUCUUUUGAUGAAAGAAUGAAAUCUGUCAGUUUAUACUUACGGGCAGCUGUGACAUACAGAGUUGGUUAAUAGUGUUAAGCAGUUGGAUGUAACCUGAAAAUCAGUUUGAUGUAGCUGAGACAUUUGAAAUGGCCUAUAGAAUGUGUUUGGUUUGAUGUUACUGUAUGUAUAGAAGUCCACUAAAAUGUAGCACUGCCCAAGGAAUAUUACUGAUUGGUUGUGGUCUGACACAACAGCCAAUGGCAGCCUGAUACCUAUGGACCAUUUGAAUGCCUUUUUGUCAAUGUUGGUCAAGACGUAUUCAAUUGUCAAGCCUCUUCCAUAUGACUUCAGACAUUCAAGAAAAGUGAGUGUUUAUCUUCAGUAUUAGACUAAAACGGAAGAGUUGCAAGGUUGGGGGUUCAGUCACCAGAUAGGCCACUGCCAUUUUACCUUACAGCAAGGCACCAAACCUGAACUUUGUCAGUACUGUAUAUAACCAGCUAUGUGAAAAUGAAAAUCAAAGAGAAACCUCAGCAUUUUGGAAAAUGCGUUUUAGCUUCAUGCUUCUUUGUCAUGGGCGCAUAUUUGGCAGCUAACAUUAAAUAGCUCAGAAACAGUGGGAUGUUCUGCCCAUAACCAGCAUGCGAUCCUUGUCUGUCAGGUUGAGGACUUAAGUCUAAAGCAAGUGAAAACAGUGAAGGCAACUUGAAGGCAAUGUGGCAGAAUUCGCAGAAUUAUCACUCUGUGAUGUCUGUUUGCACUGCAGUGUAAAAGCGUGGACUUAAAGUGCACGUCGGUGCAGCUGUGUCCUGUUUCGGAAAUGCCACUGCCAUAGAUGCUAAUCCCCUUGUCUUGGCAAACUCCCACUGUUUGCACUGAGGCCAUUUGU
This is a messenger RNA of Megalops cyprinoides (Indo-Pacific tarpon), 1911 nucleotides long. Its product is annotated as DNA polymerase epsilon subunit 3-like. Gene Ontology annotation, biological process: DNA damage response; heterochromatin formation; leading strand elongation. Lineage: Eukaryota; Metazoa; Chordata; Actinopteri; Elopiformes; Megalopidae. Gene Ontology annotation, cellular component: epsilon DNA polymerase complex; CHRAC. The transcript is spliced from 5 exons. Gene Ontology annotation, molecular function: chromatin DNA binding; protein heterodimerization activity. The record is from RefSeq and is a predicted model, not a curated record. Bases 168 to 632 code for a protein of 154 amino acids.